CGAACUGGAAGUGUUUAUGUGGUGUACUGAAAUGUCAAAGCCCAUCAUUCGCGUUGCAUAGACUACAGAAUCCAGUUUUCUCUGAUAUUCUCUUAUGAUUGGUGGUAAACGGAAAGAAGUUGUAUUCACAUAAAUAAAAACUCUAAUUGAAAAUAUUCAGGUGUUACAUAAAAUCUGAAAAAAGGAAUUAAAAAACAUUCAAUAAGAUUAAAUCGAAGAAAAAGUCUACCAGAUUUUUUUCAGGAAAAUGAAUUUGGAUAUCGAUCAUUGGAAAUCCAAGGUGUGUGUUUAAGCGAAAAUUCACUGAGAUAUGAUGAAGCCGACGGCUGGAGAAACUUUAAGAGCAUGGUUGCUGUCAGCGCUAAUGGUGCAUGGUGCAGUUGCUGGAAAUCCGGAUGCUAAGAGGCUAUAUGAUGAUCUUUUAAGUAAUUAUAAUAAACUUGUGCGGCCAGUAGUUAAUACCACAGAUGUUUUAAAAGUGUGUAUAAAACUAAAAUUAUCGCAGUUAAUUGAUGUGAAUUUGAAAAAUCAAAUAAUGACAACAAACCUUUGGGUGGAGCAAUCGUGGUACGAUUAUAAAUUAAGAUGGGAGCCAAAGGAAUACGGAGGCGUACAUAUGUUGCAUGUUCCUUCUGAUCAUAUAUGGAGACCAGACAUUGUUCUUUAUAACAAUGCUGAUGGUAACUUUGAAGUGACCCUUGCGACGAAAGCCACCAUUUACUCAGAAGGAUUAGUUGAAUGGAAACCACCGGCCAUUUACAAGUCAUCGUGCGAAAUAGACGUAGAGUAUUUCCCAUUUGACGAACAGACUUGCGUUUUGAAAUUUGGAAGUUGGACAUAUGAUGGCUUUAAGGUGGAUUUAAGGCACAUGGACGAACAACAGGGCAGCAAUGUGGUUGAUGUCGGAGUUGAUCUAUCCGAGUUUUACAUGUCUGUGGAGUGGGAUAUUCUCGAAGUACCAGCAGUAAGGAACGAAAAAUUCUACACCUGCUGUGAUGAACCUUAUUUGGACAUAACAUUUAAUAUAACAAUGAGGCGGAAAACACUAUUCUAUACUGUGAAUAUCAUUAUACCAUGUAUGGGUAUUUCCUUUCUUACAGUUUUAACAUUUUACCUGCCGUCCGACAGUGGGGAAAAGAGAGGCAUAGUCUCAGCUCAAUGCCUCGAUAUGGUUAAACGUAUAUGUGUCACCGUUGUGGUUUUAAAUGUUCAUUUCCGGUCACCUCAGACUCAUCGAAUGGCGCCAUGGGUCAAGAAUGUGUUCAUAGAUUAUCUGCCGAAGUUCUUAUUCAUCAAGAGACCGAAAUAUAACUUUGACACAAGUCUCACUGCCACAGGACCAUUUGGGGGAAGUUGCCAAAUUCACGGACCCAUACCACCAAUAACGCAAUCGGAGUCAGAUGAUAUGACCGCGGUCCCUGACUUAGAAAUUGGACCAUCUGGCAUAAAAAGUCCCAUACUUGCAAAUCCUGCAUUUUCGCAUAGCAAAUGUCCACCACGUGUUCAUCGCAGCUGUUUUUGUGUUCAGUUUAUAGCGGAGCAUACAAGAUUGCUAGAAGACUCAACCAAGGUCAAAGAGGAUUGGAAAUACGUCGCUAUGGUCCUUGAUCGACUAUUUUUAUGGAUUUUCACACUGGCUGUAUUAGCAGGAACAGCAGGAAUUAUACUUCAAGCUCCAACCCUUUAUGAUGAUCGCAUUCCCAUAAUUGAACAAAAGGAUAUUGACUUCUCCGGAAAUUCUGCAGGUCGAUGUCGGCCUCCACAAUAGCAUUUUAUUAAUUCAAAUACGCCAUCAUUCAAAAUUUAAAUACACGAAUUAGAUUAAAAUUGAACAACACAGUUAUAGCGAAAUGUUAUUUUCUGUAUUUGUCGCAUUUAUAAGUUGUUUUUAUAAAAUUUUAUUAAUCUUUCAGUUUUUUAUAGGAUAUGUAUAGAACUUGUUUACAGCAAAUAAAUGUAUGGAGUGUUUCUUGAUAUAUUUUAUGUACUAAGCUAUUGUUCAUCAAUACAUGAAUAGAAUGAUUUUUAAA
This is a messenger RNA of Stomoxys calcitrans (stable fly), 2030 nucleotides long. RefSeq names its product acetylcholine receptor subunit alpha-like (gene nAChRalpha4). The record is from RefSeq and is a predicted model, not a curated record. Bases 311 to 1768 code for a protein of 485 amino acids. Gene Ontology annotation, molecular function: transmembrane signaling receptor activity; acetylcholine-gated monoatomic cation-selective channel activity. Gene Ontology annotation, cellular component: postsynaptic membrane; neuron projection; synapse. Gene Ontology annotation, biological process: regulation of membrane potential; monoatomic ion transmembrane transport; nervous system process. NCBI's taxonomy places the organism in Eukaryota, Metazoa, Arthropoda, Insecta, Diptera, Muscidae. The transcript is spliced from 10 exons.